AUGUACGAAACUAUCGAUAAUACGACGAAUAAAUCGUUGGCGUCAUCAUUAAUUGUUGGCUCAGUAAAACGUCUUGGUUCUCCAGCGAACCUAUUGAAUAUUUCUUUGUAUUUCAAAGUAUUGCCAGAAUAUAAACCCAAUGUAAGUGCCACAUAUCUAUGUUCAUUUUAUGAUAUCAAUAGUUCUCGGUGGGACGAAACGGGUUGUACUAAUCCUCAUUUCAACGAAACAUUCGAUCGAUAUGAAUGUAGUUGUAAUCAUCUUACUUCGUUUGCUUUGAUUUGGCUACCACAAUCAUUACUAGGAUCAUAUGGACGUGCUCUACGUGCAGCUGAUAUUGCAUCACUUGUAUUUCAAUCAAUGUCUGUUGUGUGCUUUUUAGCUACUAUAAUUCAUGCUAUUUAUGUUCGAGUUUCUAAUCCAUUAAUGCAUUUUCAAGCCAGUAAUAUACUCCCAUUAAUAUCAUGUGCAAGUACAACUAUUCUUUUUAUAUUCUACAUUUCACUUGGAAUGACAGUUUAUACUCAAACAUCAUCUGAAAAAGAAACGAAAUGUUUUCUAAGUUCAAGUGUAUUAAUGUUUGUUGUUUAUUUCUUUUUAAUUUUUAUGUUUUGUACCAAAACAAGUAUUGGUUAUUUCAAUUAUCUUCGCUUUGUUCAUCUCUUCCCUCAACCGUCAUUGCGUCGACUAUUCAGUUUACUUAUUAUUUCAUUUUUUUUCUCUAUAACUUGGGUUUCUUUUGCAGCUGGUUUUAAUUCUAAUUCAUCAUUCAAUAUUACUCAAUUAUAUCCAUACAGACUUUGUUGGUUUACUCGAGAUGUUGUCUAUUAUUUUAUGACAAUACCAAUAUGUAUAUUUCUUCUGGCUAAUUUCAUCACAAUCUUUUUUGUUGCUAAGCAUAUUAUAAAUCAUGUUCGAAAUGCUACAACUGUACAUCAAACAUAUGAACGAAUGAAACGAUGUGUUCUAGUUUUACUCUCAUCUUGUGUUACACAAGGUAUUGGAUGGUUAUUUGGUCCAUUUAUCUCAUUUGUGAGUCCAACAGCUGGAGAAGUUUUAGAAUGGUUUUUUAUUGUAUUCAAUGGAUUGGAAGGUGUUUGGUCUAUACUUCUCUAUUUUGUUAUUCUAUCACAACGAAUAGAUGAACAAAAACGUGUUACAGCUGCUAUUGAAAUUACGAGAUCGUCUAGUAUUAGAGCACGCAAAUAUGAGAAACGAUUUGGUGAAGAUGAUCGUAGACGAAGUAGUGCAAGAAUAGAGGAAGCGGAAGUUGUAGAACGAAAUGUACGUAAAGAAUCGGUAAAUGUAUUCGAUAAUCUAAGUGACGAUAUAAGUAUUGAUUUGUCAGUGAACGAACAAGUUAUUUCAUCAUUGUGA
Molecule: messenger RNA, 1377 nt
Organism: Rotaria sp. Silwood1
Lineage: Eukaryota; Metazoa; Rotifera; Eurotatoria; Philodinida; Philodinidae
Source: the annotation of a GenBank genome assembly